Messenger RNA from Cantharellus anzutake, 2115 nucleotides. RefSeq lists its product as uncharacterized. Lineage: Eukaryota; Fungi; Basidiomycota; Agaricomycetes; Cantharellales; Hydnaceae. The record is from RefSeq and is a predicted model, not a curated record. The coding region runs from base 1 to 2115 and encodes 704 amino acids. The transcript is spliced from 4 exons.
AUGUACAACCAAAUGCUAAGCUUCACAGCACUGGGAGAAAUACCAUCACCUCGGCAUCAACCUCAACCUCAACCCAAUCCCAACACACCUCUUGGACAUCCCAAAAGGCAACGAGAGGAGGUUCACAAGUCCACGUCACCACUCAAUGAUCGUGAUAACCCUUCUCCUAAGAGAGUGAGGAUAAUCCCCCCUUCAUCCUACUACCCAGAUCCUCUGCCACCAAUCCCAAAUUCCCUGAAGACCGGAUGUCAGAUGUCUCAGAGGUUCCUACCACCAAUUAACCUCAGAGAUUGUGGCAUCAAUACAUAUGUUCCUACCCAAAAGCAACAUGACCAUCACCAGGUGUAUGCAUGCACAUCAUGUGGGUCAAUGGAGUCUCGUGCUGCAGUGAACCUGGAAACUCACAAGGGCGUUCUGAUGGAGGUUCAACGAGCUGAAAUUAUUCUUGCCACCCUCCGCCAGCAAAAUCUGACGAUUGGUCAAUUCUUUGCAAUCAUUUUAGACCCAGAGAAUGAAGAUAAACUAACCCAAAACUCACAAUCUGCACUCGCUGCUUUUCUCCAAGGACAGACCAAGAUGGGAACCCAGCCCAUCAAUGCCGUGCAACUAAUGUUUCACCAUCAGUUGAGUCAGGACAGACUGCAUGAAACUAGCACCACUUACCAUCCCCUUCCCAUAUAUGCACGACCACCUGCCGUCCCAUCAUUCCACCCAGAUAUUUCUGCAACAUGCACGACGGCAGGUGUGACGCUAGUCCCAGGAUUCGACAACAUAAAUGUUUGGGAUGGAGUGAGGGCUCACAAUAGUUUGAAGCAGUAUUUCCUUCGUGAAGUUCUGGAUGAGAUUAACAGUGAGAUGAAAUCCCUUGUUAAAGAAAGCACCCUCCAUGCAGAUGGUUCUAUAGCACUCACCUGGGCCAAAAUGAUGACAUUCUCAUUCACACACACCCAGGAGUUGAUACAGAAGAGAGCUCCGGCGAUGUGGUCAAUCCUCACAAUGGCAGCAGUUGGCAAUGGGAACGUCGGCCGCUUGUUGUCUGUGCAAAAAGAAGCCCAGGAGGGUGCGAGGGGGCGCAGCACAAAUAACAUGAGAGACCCAUGGCUGGGAUGUACUGUGACAGCUUUAAUCCUGGCGUACUUCCAUUCUGUGAAAGCGAACAUGAUGCAGACAGUAAUUGGCAACACCCUAUUCACAACUAGUGCUCACCGGUCAGUCCAUGCCAUGCUGGGUCACAUGGGUAUCGCAACGGCAUACAGCAGUACCAUUGGACGACUCCACAGUCUCGGAUUAGAUAAGAAAGCAACAUUGAAAGCAAUAGGGCGCGUGGUUGUUGCAGGAAAAGUUCAGAUUCACCUCCUUUAUGACAACAUCAAUCAGUACCACCAGGCAUGGAGAGCCAACUUGACGACUCAGAGUGCGCUGGAAAGCGGGAUGGCAGCAACGGUCAUUGUAAAUCCAGAUGUGGAUCCAAAAGCAUUCGAUGGCCCAGGGAUUCUCACCAAAUACAUCCCUGAGUUGGCACGAUUCAAGCGGGAUGUCGACAAUUUCCAAUACAAGAAGCACGCAAAGCACCGCAUCAAGCUGGAGAAGACAGAGUAUCAUCCACUAGAGUGCUCGGGCUUUAAUGAGGCCUACACUCAGGGAAACCGCGAUGUCAUUCUUGAUGCAUUUGUCCGUCAGUUAGGAGUCAGCCGCAAGGAAUUGGAAGGGAGGCAGUUUCCAGUGUCCGGCAAUCAAUCUACCAUUGCACGCAUUCGCACGUUGCUUGCACAAACAUCGACAUGCCGCACCUGGUUUACUUCUCAUAAAUGGGUCCUUCCAGUCAUCGAACUUUGGCACAUGAAAUGGACAUUUCUGAAGGGUAUUUACAAAGCACACUGGGCAUCUAAAGUCGGCAAAGGCGAUAUCGGUCUUCACUUUGCAGCUGAUCGACUGGGGCGUGAGAUUAACCCUGAUAAAGUCGACUUCUAUCCAGGUAAACAUUCAUUCCCACUUUCAAUUCGUGUAUUUCGACUGAUGGGAACAUUGGAAGAACCAUAUUACGUGGACACUCAGCACCCCAAUUAUUGGUGUCUUCAGGUCGCGCUGAUAGGCUCCACCUCUUGGAAGAACUGA